Rangifer tarandus platyrhynchus (Svalbard reindeer) is the source of this 534-nucleotide messenger RNA. The record is from the annotation of a GenBank genome assembly. Lineage: Eukaryota; Metazoa; Chordata; Mammalia; Artiodactyla; Cervidae.
AUGCGCGUGCGCAGAUUACCCGGCUGCCCGCCCUGCCGCAGUGCCAGUCCUAAGCUCUGCGGGUUGAUUGCCGCUACCCCCACCCCUCCCGCAGUCCUGGGCUGCAGCCGGUCGCCUUGGGGAACCACCGACAAGGUGGAAUUUUGUAUCUGGAUACGAUGCAGGGACACGGAACCAAAGCUGCCAGUAUCCACACAAGCAGGAGGGGUGGAGCCCAUGGUCCUGGGGGGCACUGCUCCACCCAAAGUAAAUGAGGUCACCCUCACCCUGUGGAGUCGGCACAAGUCUGGGCAGAAGGCUACGGCUGGUCUGGUCAACACUCAGCUGAAAACCGAGACAGCAGCAUUUGCAAAAGACAGGAAGGAACGCGGGCCUGGACCCCAUCAUCACUACCUAGACAAUUCAGGGAAGGAUGCUCAGUACCUCAGAUGGCUAGACAAUGAAGCCCAGUGCGUCAAAGAGGUCCCGAGGAUGUCUAUCCCUACACCAGAGCUCUCGCAGACAAAGCAGAAGGCCCAUAGAGGCACUGUUUGA